AUGGCAACACUGCGUCAGUAUCUCAGUCUGCGAGACGCCACCAGGGCCGAUCUGGCCAAAAUCCACUCCUAUGACAGCUCCUCAGGCACAUCGACCCCGGACGAAAAGGAAUCGUCCCUCGUGCCCGGGGUUCAGAUUUCACGUCCCGCAGAACACGACGGCUCCGUCACUUUCCUGGUCGGCUGGGCAGACGGCGAUUUUCACAACCCUCAGAAUUGGAGCCGUUCCAAGAAAUGGUUCUGCACCAUAGCAAUCUGCCUGAUUGCCUUGGCCAUUAGUAUUCCCGGAACCAUUGAUGCCCCGGUUUCGGAGGCCUUCAACGAACACUAUGGCGUGGGUCCAAUUGCAGGAUCCAUGACCACCGGCAUGUAUCUCAUCGGGGUGGGCGUAGGCUCGCUGUUUGCCGGUCCUAUCUCGGAAACCUUUGGACGCAAUUUCGUCUACUUUACCAACCUGCUGGUCUUCAUGUUGUUCAUCUUGGCCAAAGCACUAGCCCCGAAUUAUGGCGCCGCCAUUGUCUUUCGCUUCCUGACCGGCUUUUUCGGGGCUGCCCCGAUGACGGUUGCCGGCGGCACCGUUGGGGAUCUCUGGAGCCCGCUUGAACUCACUUUUAGCCUACCGUCGGUGACCCUGGCAUCGUAUUCCGGGCCCAUCCUUGGCCCCAUCAUUGGUGCUUACAUCCCAAAGUCCGCCUUUAAUUGGACCGACUGGAUUUCACUCAUCAUUGCCGGGACGGUAUUUAUCUUUGUGGCCGUGUUUCAGCCGGAAACCUACGGUCCGUUGCUGCUGCAAUGGCGGGCCAAGCAUCUGCGGGAUCAGACGGGAGAUGCCCGCUACCAGGUCGACGAGCAAGCAUCCACCAGCGCUCUGGGUAGUCGGCUAGUUAUCAAUGUCUACCGCCCCUUCCAGAUGACCUACACGGAGCCCAUCAUCCUAGUCUUUUCAUUCUACCUGGUCCUCCUGUACAUUGUCUUGUUCACCUUUCUCAACGGGUUCCCCUUCAUCUUUACCGACACGUACGGAAUCUCCACGUCGCUCACCUACAUCAUCUUCGUGGCCAUGCUGGCUGGCGAUGCCAUUGCCCUCAUGCUCGUUCCGAUCAUCUACCGCUGGACCAAGCAGGCAGCGGUCAAGGCUGCCGCCGAAGGAGGGGUCUUACAGGCAGAGGUAUCCCUGUAUUGGGCAAUGGUCGGAGGCUCGAUUCUCAUGCCAAUUUCGUUGUUCUGGAUGGGAUGGACUUGCUAUCCCGGAGUCAGCAUCUGGUCCCCGAUUCUUAGCACGUUCGCCUUUGGGUACUCUCUGGUCACCAUCUUCACCGCGACGUACCUGUACAUCUGCUUCGUCUACACGGUCUACGCGGGCUCAGCGCUGUCCUUCAUGACGUUCAGUCGCUAUGUCGUUUCUGGGGCGUUACUGCCGGCCUCCGUCCCGAUGUAUCAGCACAUGACUCCGCACUGGGUCCUCACCAUGGUGGGUAUCCUGGCGACGAUCAUGGCACCGUUGCCGUUCUUGCUCUACCGCUAUGGCCACCGAAUCCGGGCCAUGAGCAAGCAUGUUCAAAAUAAGGCUUAA
Messenger RNA from Aspergillus ibericus CBS 121593, 1572 nucleotides. RefSeq names its product MFS general substrate transporter. The record is from RefSeq and is a predicted model, not a curated record. Gene Ontology annotation, biological process: transmembrane transport. The coding region runs from base 1 to 1572 and encodes 523 amino acids. Gene Ontology annotation, molecular function: transmembrane transporter activity. The transcript is spliced from 3 exons. NCBI's taxonomy places the organism in Eukaryota, Fungi, Ascomycota, Eurotiomycetes, Eurotiales, Aspergillaceae.